CUUGGUUUUAUCCCAGGGACAUCCUCCAAUCUUAAAACUGGCCGGCUUUUGCUUCGUUUUAUAUAUAUAUAUAUAUCAAUCUACCCUUUCCUCUGCAUCCGGUCUCCCUUCUUCCUCCGACGAGCCGCCUUCAUACACCAUGCGGCUGGCAGCGCUUCUGCCUCUGCUGGCUGCUGGGCAUGCCCUCGCGGAAACCACCGAGAAGGAAACUGCUACGAAUACCCUUCUCACUCUCACAGGGUCUAUUGCAACAACGACCAUCAAUGACGCUACUGUUCCGACCGGCGACUACCUGACUUACUCCUCGACAAUCUAUCUCACCACCCACGGCACUGCCCUCGGUUCAACCGUCGUCUCUGGUAACGACACUUCGACUGGCAACGCGACCACAGCCCAAAAUGCAACAAUGACGACCACGUCAGAGUCGGUGACCGUGCUUGUAGGCGGUCAAACAACCCUCUCCGGCAAUGGAACCGCCAAUGUCACAAGCACAGCGCCGCCAGCGUCCACCUCCACUGCCGUCAAUACCCAACCAUGCAAUGGCUACCCCGAGUUCUGCAAUCGCAAGUACUCCAAUAUCACCAUGGUGGCGGCCCAUAACAGUCCCUUUGUGAUGAAGGGCAAUGCCGCAGCGAACCAGGAGUUAGAUGUGACCUACCAGUUGGAGGAUGGAAUUCGAAUGCUUCAAUUACAGGCCCAUCUCGUUAACGGUACCGUGUAUCUCUGCCACACUACCUGCGACCUUCUCAACGCCGGAACCCUGGAGGCAUAUCUUACGACCGUCGCCGGUUGGAUGAGACAGCAUCCAUAUGAUGUUGUGACCAUUCUGAUUGGAAACUAUGACUAUGUGAACCCCGGAAACUUCACAGCUCCGAUUGAAAAUUCUGGAUUGAUGGACCUGGUGUGGACUCCUCCCAUGAUACCUAUGGGGCUCGAGGACUGGCCGACAUUGGGCAACAUGAUCAUCUCGGGCAAGCGCGUGCUGGUUUUCAUGGACUAUCAAGCCAACCAGACCGCCAUUCCAUGGCUUAUGGACGAGUUUUCUCAGAUGUGGGAAACUCCAUUUUCGCCUACAGACCGAAACUUUCCCUGCACCGAGCAACGUCCUCCCAACCUUUCGGAAAAGGACGCGAAGGAACGGAUGUACAUGGCCAACCACAAUCUCAAUCUCCAGAUCGACAUUGCCAACAUUAAUCUGCUUAUUCCCAAUACCGCGCUACUGAAUGAGACGAAUGCUGACACUGGUUACGGUAGCCUUGGCUGGAUGGCCGAUAACUGCACAACCAUGUGGAAUCGUCCACCAAACUUUCUCUUAGUCGACUACUACAAUGAAGGAAACUUCAAUGGAUCUGUGUUCCAAGUUGCAGCCGACAUGAACAAUGUCACCUAUAAUCGGGACUCUUGCUGUGGGACCACGUCCGCAGGUUCGAGCGUACUACCUGGACAGAGCCUAAUGGGAACGAUAUUCCUAUUUGCUGCUGUUCCCUUCCUUGCACACAUGUUGUAAAUGUUUUGUGGGUAGAUUUGUUUUACUUUUGUAUAUACGAGUAUUAGAUGAC
Aspergillus ochraceoroseus IBT 24754 is the source of this 1559-nucleotide messenger RNA. RefSeq lists its product as uncharacterized. The record is from RefSeq and is a predicted model, not a curated record. Gene Ontology annotation, biological process: lipid metabolic process. Bases 140 to 1507 code for a protein of 455 amino acids. Gene Ontology annotation, molecular function: phosphoric diester hydrolase activity. The transcript has 3 exons. NCBI's taxonomy places the organism in Eukaryota, Fungi, Ascomycota, Eurotiomycetes, Eurotiales, Aspergillaceae.